AUGGCGCCAGUUAUAACGAGCCCAUCUAUUGCCAUUAGCACUCCUGAAAUCCCCCUGUUUGCUGUUUCGGCACGUACAAACAAUCCCGAUUUCCAGCGAUAUCCACUUCACACAUUACAUACCAGAGAUGACACGAGCGCGAACGUUGAUGUAAUCAGUGCCAUAAUUGGCAUAAUUGCCGUGUUGAUCGCAAUCAUCGGCCUGGUUGAGGGAUAUAAACGUUGGAAACAAUACAGGAGAGAUCUCAUGUCAUCAGCUGUUGAAGAAAACCGUGUGGGAAUGCAUGUGCGGCAACCACCCUGCGAUCCGCCUCCGAAUCUCCCCGCAGCGGAUGCGAACCAUGUAUUCUAUGUGGUGUGUGCCAUCCUCACGUUCUUACGCAUGGUACAUUCUACUCCAUGUCCAGACGACGAGAGAGAUGCGGGAAUUGCUUGUGUAUCAACUCCUGGAUCGGGGACCGCUGGGAAUAUUGGUUUGCAAAAUGGUGCUUGA
Morchella sextelata is the source of this 492-nucleotide messenger RNA. RefSeq lists its product as uncharacterized. Bases 1 to 492 code for a protein of 163 amino acids. The record is from RefSeq and is a predicted model, not a curated record. NCBI's taxonomy places the organism in Eukaryota, Fungi, Ascomycota, Pezizomycetes, Pezizales, Morchellaceae. The transcript is spliced from 2 exons.